UUUGCACAUACAUUUUCUGUGUUACACGUUUCCGUGUUCCAUAUAAAUCAUAUACGUCAUUUCCUGUUCUUUGGCAUUUCGCAUUAGACAAAGUUUCGGUAUAACCAUCAGAAGUCCUUUUAUCAGAUUUUGUAAAAGAAUUCCUCGAUUACAGUGUUAAAUAGCAAUAGAUUCGCCAGAAAUGGCGUCGCGACGGUCAUCGUCGCCGUUGAUAAAGAAAAAUUGCGAUCUUGCGAUCUCAAGACUAUUGCUACCACUUCAGAAUUUGCAUUUGCGAAAUCACGAGCGAGCAGACUUUUCAUUUACUGAGCCAUACGAGAACAACGAGUCAUGGAGCCAUGUUGCUUCGGUGAUUACUCCUCCUUCAGAAAAUAUAGUCGUUUUGCCGAACGCUCCCUUAAAAAGACGCUACCGCUUUCCUAAAAAGAACUUAAGACCCCGAAAGCUUUCUUAUAGUGAAAAUCACCAAGACACAAUCGAUAGCUGGAUGGCGGAUCAAUGGAAGGAGAAAAUCCUGUUGCCGCAAGUGGUAUCAGGUAAAAAAGGAUCAGUACUGAGAAAUAAAUUGCCCGGGCCGAAUAACAAGGAAAAUCGAAAACGCACCGGAAGCAAACCGCGAAAUCUGCCAAAAGAGGACGACGAAAAAGGAAAAAUCGAUAACUUUGGGUCACCGAUCUUGAAAUCUAAGCAUUCGCUAUAAAGCUGCCACGCGCCCAAAAAUGUAUUGUGUAUAAUUAUAUCUGGUACGAG
Messenger RNA from Odontomachus brunneus, 750 nucleotides. RefSeq lists its product as uncharacterized. NCBI's taxonomy places the organism in Eukaryota, Metazoa, Arthropoda, Insecta, Hymenoptera, Formicidae. The record is from RefSeq and is a predicted model, not a curated record. The transcript is spliced from 3 exons. The coding region runs from base 182 to 700 and encodes 172 amino acids.